Magnolia sinica is the source of this 756-nucleotide messenger RNA. RefSeq lists its product as uncharacterized. NCBI's taxonomy places the organism in Eukaryota, Viridiplantae, Streptophyta, Magnoliopsida, Magnoliales, Magnoliaceae. The transcript is spliced from 4 exons. The record is from RefSeq and is a predicted model, not a curated record. Bases 74 to 538 code for a protein of 154 amino acids. Gene Ontology annotation, molecular function: iron ion binding.
UCUCUUCUUAUCUUCCCAUCUCUUCUCAUUCGAUCACAGAUAGAGAGAGAGAGAGAGAGAGAGAGAGAGAGAGAUGGCCCUUCAAGCACCAACAUUACUCAAGGCCCCUCCACUGGGCCAUGCCAGUGGCCUACGUGGGCCGUCCGAUCGCUUCGCUCUCAAAUCAACCUUCUUCUCCCCCUCUCUCCAUCUCUUGCUUCCCUCACAACCUCCAUCUUCUUCUGCACCAAAAUUCUCGAUGCGGGUCACUACCAAACAGGCCUACAUUUGCCGUGAUUGCGGGUAUAUAUACAAUGACAGGACACCCUUUGAGAAGCUGGCCGAUAAGUACUUCUGCCCAGUAUGCGGUGCUCCCAAGCGGAGAUUCAGGCCAUAUGAACCUGCCGUGACCAAGAAUGUUAACGAUGCAUCUGUUCGUAAAGCUCGGAAGGAACAGAUUAAGAGAGACGAAGCAAUAGGGCGAGCUUUGCCGAUUGCUAUCAUGGUCGGGAUUGCCGGGCUGGCUGGUUUAUACUUCUACCUCAACAAUGCCUUCUAGUACAACAUCCCAAGCUUUUAUUUUAUUUUAUUUUAUUUUUUAUUCCUCCUUGUAGCUAGUUGGGGUGAUAGGGAUUUCUAUAUAAACUUGUAUUGAUUCCAAUUUUCAUAGGAGAGAAGUGGAAUUUGCAAAGCUAAAGAAACAAGGAUUUUUGUGAAAAUAUCCUCCAAAAUACCUGAAUUCAUGGAGAGAGCCUUGAAUAUUUUGAAUUUUCAAAA